Macrosiphum euphorbiae (potato aphid) is the source of this 642-nucleotide messenger RNA. The record is from the annotation of a GenBank genome assembly. Lineage: Eukaryota; Metazoa; Arthropoda; Insecta; Hemiptera; Aphididae.
AUGGACCAGGGCGAUAACGAAAAUAUACAAUAUAUUGAUCAGUUUUUUGAAGAUCAAAGAUAUGAUAGUUUUUCUGGAAGUAUACAUAAUUUAAAUGAAGAUUACAUCAUUACCCCUUUGAAUGUAGCAAAAAACGAUAAUAAUAUAAGUUCUAGUGCAAGUAGUUUUAAUAGAUAUUCUCCAUAUCCUCCACAACCCAAGUAUGGUGUAUAUAAGCCAAUGGAGUGGACUUCACGGACAAUUAUGGCUUUAUUGCAGACAACAAAUGAUGGUCGUUUCAUUAUGGCUGAUGCUAAUGUCAAUAAUGGCCUCCUCUCAGAUGAAGCUCAGAAUAGCCUAACUAAACUAUUAAUUCAUUAUUUGUUUCAAGAUAAGAGCAGGGGUACUGACUUUUACUUUCAGAAAAUUGCAUCUUUAAUUAUUGAAAUAUUUCCUAAAGAACAAGAGAAACUAUAUUUCAUACCAUCGAGCAGUUUAAAUAAUUCUCAUGCCAAAGGGAAAUUAGUUGAAAGGUGGAAGAAUGUCUCGCGUCGUUUGAGAAGUAUAGGUGCUAUUGAAGGUGGAAGAAAAACUAAAUGUGCUAAUGAUAUAUCACCUGCAGUUAUAACCUUUUCUGAUGAAAUUGAAGCUGCUAAAGUCUGA